AUGGCGUCAGAAAACCCUAGUUCCACCCCAAAAACCCCAUUGUACCCGAAAAUCGAUACACAUCCGACCCCUUCAGCACCUCCACUGCCUUCAUCGUCAGACCCUAAUCAACCAUCAUCAUCAUCGCUUUACCCAAGCGUCGACAUGAAAGAGCUGCCCGAGAAUCUAUUUCCAGACUCUCCACAUAAACCAAAUUCGCCAUAUUCUCCGUCCCCCCCACCUGAUUCAGUUGAAGAAGUUAUCCUUUCUGUUCCAGGCGCGAUCCUACAUUUGAUCGAUAAGAAAGACAGCGUGGAACUCGCAUGUGGAGAUUUCUCGGUGAUGCAACUACGACAAGGUAACAAUGUGGUUGCCAUUCUCGCGCGUGUUGGUGAUGAAAUCCAAUGGCCCUUGGCGAGAGACGAGGCUUGCGUUAAGUUAGAUCAUUCUCAUUAUUUUUUCUCGAUGCGGGCUCCUAAGGAGGAUGAAAAGGAUGAUGAUAUGUUGAAUUAUGGAUUGACGUUUGCUUCGAAAGGGCAAGAUAAGGUGUUGAAAGAAUUGGACGAGUUGUUGGAGAAAUGCAGUAGUUUUUCUGUGCAGAAAGUGGACGAGAAGAAUGGUCCUUUGGAUGCUACAAUGGCGAACGAGAUGGAUCCGUCGGAUUUGAAGUCGGAGGUGAAGAAGGAAGAGAUGGAGCAGACUUGUAGUGCUUACUGGUCCACGUUGGCGCCAAAUGUGGAGGAUUAUAGUGGGACGGCUGCAAAGUUAAUUGCUGCGGGUUCAGGACAGCUUGUUAAGGGGAUUCUGUGGUGUGGAGAUGUUACCAUGGACAGAUUGAAGUGGGGCAAUGAGGUUUUGAAGAAGAAGAUGGAACCUGGUACCGAAAAAGAAGUUAGUCCUGAAACUUUGAAGAGAAUAAAAAGGGUUAAGAAGGUCUCACAGAUGACAGAGAAAGUGGCAGGAGGAAUUCUUUCUGGUGUUCUGAAGGUUACUGGGUACUUCACAAGUUCGGUUGUUAAUUCUAAAGCUGGCAAGAAGUUCUUCAGUCUCAUGCCUGGAGAAAUGGCACUCGCUACUUUGGAUGGAUUUAGCAAGAUCUGUGAUGCUUUCGAAGUUUCAGGAAGGAAUGUAAUGUCAACCUCGUCAACUGUGACAACGGAACUCGUCUCCCACAAAUAUGGAAAAGAGACGGCAAAGGCAACAAAUGAAGGGCUGGAUGCUGCAGGUCAUGCAAUAGGAGCUGCAUGGACAGUUUUCAAACUUAGACAGGCAAUGAAUCCAAAAAGUGUCGUAAAACCUACUGCCCUCUCAACCGUUGCUAUCAAAAAUGCAACCGAAGAGAUGAAGAAUAAAGCCCUUAAGGAUGUCAAAGCUAAAAAUUCGCCCAAAAGUUCACCCAAAAAAUCCAAAUGA
Cynara cardunculus var. scolymus (artichoke) is the source of this 1392-nucleotide messenger RNA. RefSeq names its product senescence/dehydration-associated protein At4g35985, chloroplastic-like. The transcript is spliced from 4 exons. The coding region runs from base 1 to 1392 and encodes 463 amino acids. Lineage: Eukaryota; Viridiplantae; Streptophyta; Magnoliopsida; Asterales; Asteraceae. The record is from RefSeq and is a predicted model, not a curated record. Gene Ontology annotation, cellular component: plasma membrane.